Molecule: messenger RNA, 2605 nt
Organism: Actinia tenebrosa (Australian red waratah sea anemone)
Lineage: Eukaryota; Metazoa; Cnidaria; Anthozoa; Actiniaria; Actiniidae
Product: somatostatin receptor type 5
Biological process (GO): G protein-coupled receptor signaling pathway
Cellular component (GO): plasma membrane
Molecular function (GO): G protein-coupled receptor activity
Source: RefSeq, a predicted model, not a curated record
UCGUUAGCUGCUUUUUUUAGAUUGACCUGCUGUGGUAUUGUGUUGCCACUUUGGUACUUUAGGUAAAAAGAAGAACUAGGAGUUGGAAGAAGGAUUUUAACAUGUUUUUGUUAAUGUCACUUGAGAUAAUUGAGCUUUUGUACAUCAUUACCGACUGCUUGCUGAGAAAAUGUACUUUGAAAAAAUUGAUUUAAAGAGAUCGUAAGUUUGAGUCGCAGAUAGGAGCUUCCCUGGUCCGACAAGAUACAUAUCAGGUAAAAUAUUCUUAAUAUUGGUAACAGUAAAGCACAAGGCAAAGGAAGCGGCACAAGUCGAAGAAAAAAGAAGCCGUGAACAAACACUUGUUUUGAAUCUGAGGUUUGCUGUUGGUGUCCAUGUCCAUAAAUAUUGCUAUUUACAUUGGAUGCGAAGAACAUGAGAUUUAGAUGAAAUUUGUAAUCAAGGAGAAUACAUACGAAUCAGUAACCAAAUUGUUUGGUGUAUUCAAUUCACUGCAUAAGCUGUCACUUAUCUCGGCUCAUUCUGUUCAAGUACUCUUCAAUAAUCUCUCUGAGUGGCAGUAUUUCCAUGUAUGAGGCAAGAUAAAUAUUCUGCUCAAGAAAACUGUGUCAUCUGCAGCACAUCAGUUUUACCAGCUAAGCUUUUGAACUGGGAAAAAACAAGGAAUUUCAUCAGCACUUGUCUCAUCAUCGACUAUGAGGAAUGACACUUUAGAAGACCAAGCGAUGUCCGCAACAAAAGUAGUUCGCCUGGUACUUUACAUCACAAUCUUUCUUUUUGGUUCAUUUGGCAACCUCCUCGUGAUUAUUGUGGUACAUGCAAGAGGCAAGAAGCGAACGUUUCACGAUUACUUUCUGCUUAAUCUCGCAAUUGCCGAUUUACUUUUCAUCUUGUGUUUGCCGGCCGACAUUUACGUCGAAAUGACUAUGUUUCCAUUCACAGAGAUUUACUGUAAGCUCAUUUAUCCAUUGACUACAUUUGGAUUUUCUUUAAGUAUCUUUACUUUGACGUCGAUGGCUGUAGGAAGAUGUUACAUCAUGAAGCACCACAACAGGCCACCGAUCAGAGGGAGAAUCGUUAUGUUUUGGAUCAUCCUUCUUUGGAUAUUUUCAAUUUUAUGUGUGCUUCCUCUCUCGGUCGUCGCUCAAUCAGCUCCUGAUGCGUGUCAAGAAGAUUGGCCUGAAAGGAGGUAUCGAUUGGCGUACACUGCUGCACUUUGUGUCCUUCAGUACAUUGCACCUCUAUGCAUCAUUGCAAUAGCCUAUGUUCACAUAGGAAUACAGUUAAACCAUAAGAAACCACCUUCAACGGAUGAUAACAAAACAGCUCAGAUAAUAGCUUUGAGAAUAAGACAGAGAAACAUUCAAAUUAUGAGGACUCUAGCUGUUAUCGUUGUGCUUUUUGCUCUUCUAAUGCUGCCGCACGAGAUUGCUUGGCUGUUGAUAGACUUUGGCCGACUAGAACAUGAUCCAUCAGUCCAAAUACUGAUCAAGUUUUCCCCUAUUCUCACCUAUCUUCAUAGCUGUUCUAAUCCACUCGUUUACGGGUUAAUGAUAUCACAGUUCAGAGAUGAUGCCAGGAAGUGUCUUUGUUGUGUCAAACUAGAAGGUUUUCCUGAAUGCUACGAACACGAAAAUGCGAGUAGAAGGAGCAAAACUGGCACAACAUCACCAAAACCUGAAACCAAGCUAGUAGAAAGAGAUCCAACACAAAAAUCAUCUCGUCCUGUAAGUGGGACUUCCUCAGUGUAUGCAAAUAAACCACGAGUAGAGACAGAACUAUUGAUAACUAAACAAUACAAGGGUAUUUGCCAGACCAAGUUUAAAAAGAACAGUAAUGCAUAAGAAAAAGAUAUGAGUCGACAAGUGUGGAAGCAUUUGAGCCUGUUUUCUUUUAAAUGAAUCGAUUGAAAAAUAAAUAAUGACUUUCAAUGAGACGAAUUGGAAUCAACUGGCAUUUUACCUUUACCUAUUUAUUUUAAGCGACUUGUAAAAACGUAAGUGUUAGAAAUAUAUUGGAUGUUAGGCGAAGCAGUCACUAUAGCAAAACCCUGUAGAGAUCAAAGUAUCAGGGGAUCAAGGGGGGGGGGGGGAUGAUGUUUAAAAAUACUUAAGGGAUUCGCUUCCCUCCGUGAUACCAGCUGGCCUAAUUUAUUGCCCUCCCAUCCCCUUUCGGUACUGAUGUUAUAUAUUGCAUGACUUACAACAUUUUGUAUCAUCCGAUAUAUUCAAGUGUUUAAUGGAUCUCAAGACUAGUAACAUAUCGUUCAAGAUACCUUGGAUCUCAAUACUAGUACCAUAUCGUUCAAGAUACCUUAUAAGCAAUAAAAUCAUCAAGAAAAUUUCGUUAUGCAACAGUGAAAAACUCAGACUAUGAGUUUUAUUCUAUAUUAGCUAUCGUCUGGGAAUUUAUUAGUUCGUAAAAGCUACUGAUUUUAAAUAUUUAAAAGAAUAUAAUAGACAAUAAUUCUAGUAAGAACAAUAAAAAAUUUACCAAAAUGACAUGAAGCAAGUUGUAACGCUUUUGCACACUGAGUGGAUUUUCACAUGCAAAAAUUAUACUGUCAAAGUUACACCUUCAUUUCUCAGCCCGAAAUAUAAAUAUC